UCCUGAUUCUGUACUCAGGGAUCACUUCCGGUUGGCUCAGGGGACUUCAUGGGUACAUGGGAAUGAAAUCCAGUCGGCUAUAUGCAAGGCAAAAAUUUACCGCUGCAACGGCCACCAUGGGCAGCAAAACCUUGCCAGCACCGGUGCCCAUCCAUCCAUCCCUGCAGCUCACCAACUACUCCUUCCUUCAGGCAGUGAACGGACUGCCCGCAGUGCCCUCGGACCAUCUGCCCAACCUGUAUGGGUUUAGUGCGCUGCACGCGGUGCACCUGCACCAGUGGACGCUGGGCUACCCCGCCAUGCAUUUGCCCCGCUCCUCUUUCUCCAAAGUGCCAGGCGCCGUGUCCAGCUUGGUGGAUGCGCGCUUCCAGCUACCUGCCUUUCCCUGGUUCCCUCACGUCAUCCAACCCAAGCCCGAGAUCACUGCAGGAGGCAGCGGCCCCGCGGUGCUCAAGACCAAGCCACGCUUUGAUUUUGCCAACCUGGCCUUGGCCGCCACACAAGAAGAUCCAUCCAAGCUUGGCCGGGGGGACGGUCCUGGCUCCCCCACUGCUGGGCUGGGCGCUCUCCUGGAUGUGACCAAGCUCUCUCCAGAAAAGAAGCCCACAAGGGGACGCCUGCCAUCCAAGACCAAGAAGGAGUUCGUCUGCAAGUUCUGUGGCCGCCACUUCACUAAGUCUUACAACCUACUUAUCCACGAGCGGACGCACACGGAUGAACGACCCUACACCUGCGACAUCUGCCACAAAGCCUUCCGGAGGCAAGACCACCUACGGGACCACAGAUAUAUUCAUUCCAAAGAGAAGCCUUUCAAAUGUCAGGAGUGCGGGAAAGGAUUUUGCCAGUCCAGGACUCUGGCUGUCCACAAGACGCUACACUCACAGGUGAAGGAGCUCAAAACCGCCAAGAUCAAAUGCUAAAAGCAACCUCCGGGUCGCGAGGACGCUGGGUCACGCCGCCCCCUCCUCCAGAGGGACCAGAAGCCAAGGCGACUUUGGCGGGCAGCGGGAGGGGCUCCUGGGACCUUACCCCACCCCAAACUAUGUCCCCCGAGUCCCGGGCGCACGCGGAGAACUCCAGAGCCACGCCCCGGGCCACGACCCGGGCAGCCCCGGACGGCUCCCCCAGGACGCGGCUAAACUCUUGGCCAAAAGGCGGUACUCACGUGGCGGAAGGGAAACUGCAUUU
Sorex fumeus (smoky shrew) is the source of this 1188-nucleotide messenger RNA. It is a transcript of the gene OSR1, whose product is annotated as odd-skipped related transcription factor 1. Gene Ontology annotation, cellular component: nucleus. Gene Ontology annotation, molecular function: DNA-binding transcription factor activity, RNA polymerase II-specific; RNA polymerase II transcription regulatory region sequence-specific DNA binding. The record is from RefSeq and is a predicted model, not a curated record. Bases 57 to 920 code for a protein of 287 amino acids. The transcript is spliced from 3 exons. Gene Ontology annotation, biological process: regulation of transcription by RNA polymerase II; embryo development; urogenital system development. NCBI's taxonomy places the organism in Eukaryota, Metazoa, Chordata, Mammalia, Eulipotyphla, Soricidae.